AUGACGCUUUUUCAACUUCCCGUCAUCAUCGAGGUUGGAUGGAUGAAGGCGGACGACCAGACCAUCCUUGCCCUGCAUACCCGCGUUAUAACGCACAACCCCAGGAUAACCGUUAGUCACGACGACAGCCUGAAGACGUGGCAACUGCGCAUCAGGCAGCUGAAGGAGUCUGACCGUGGCUGCUACAUGUGCCAAAUUAAUACUGGAGAGAUGAAAAAGCAAUUCGGAUGCAUUGACGUUCACGAGUAUAUCAGUAUAUCAUCAAUAUAAUGUGCACAAAAAAUGUCGUAUCGAGAAUUUGUUGCAUAGCUUGUACCAGAGCUGAGGAAGCUGACUGCAAUCCGAGUGGUACAACUCUGAAUCUAUAAAUGUGGCCAUCGACGCUAAAGCCUGUGUACUUUCGACGUUCUGGUGCCAGUGGAAUAAGCCAAAAAGAAUUUUUGAGGUCUAAUUUUGAAAAUACCGUAUUCUUCCCAAUCCUACUCAACAUAGCAUCUAUAGUCUGAGGUGCAUCAUACUGGGGCUUUGAUAUUUGGUUUAACAUGCGAGCAUCUAAGCAAAGUCUGAUUGAAUCAUCACGUUUUUUAACGAUUACUAGUGGAUUAAUAUAAUUUGAUUUUCCUUGUUCAAUUAUACCAGCCUCAAGCAUGUUUUGCAACUCAAUUUGUACUCUAGAUCUAUGAUUAUGAGGAAUAGGGUACGUUUUGCAUUUGAAAGGUUUGGAUUCAUCCACUUCUAUUCGAUGUACGUAGCCAGUAGCAAAUCGAGGUUCAUAGUUUAUUAGGU
Messenger RNA from Anoplophora glabripennis (Asian longhorned beetle), 786 nucleotides. RefSeq names its product zwei Ig domain protein zig-8-like. Gene Ontology annotation, cellular component: neuron projection. The record is from RefSeq and is a predicted model, not a curated record. The coding region runs from base 1 to 270 and encodes 89 amino acids. The transcript has 3 exons. Lineage: Eukaryota; Metazoa; Arthropoda; Insecta; Coleoptera; Cerambycidae.